AAAAGAAAAGAAAAAUAAAAGGAAAACCAAAGUCGUCUCUCUCUCUCUCUCUCUCUAUCUCAAAAAUUCACCUCUUUUCCUUUUAUUCUUGAAUACUAAUUGCUCCCAAAAACCCUAACAAUUUAUCAAAAAUCAUUGGAGCCUCUCAUCGCAAUUAAGCCUUUCGUCAUCGGCGUGUUCGUGAAUUAUACAGAAACUUGCUCAAUUUGGGGAAUUUUGGCCGAUCUGGUGGUGAAUUUGGGGUGAGGCAGGCAAUUGUGGAUUUUAUGGUGUCUUUCUCUACUGAAGUUGCAUAUCUCGAACUUACUGUUGGCAAUCAUUUAUUUAAUGGAUGAUGGCCAUUCCUAUGGAGAAUAACAAAGAAAACUCUUCAAAGGAGCUUGCUCAGCGUCUAUUCAGUAAGAAUGUUGAGUUGGAGAACAAGCGAAGGAAAGCUGCACAGGCCAGAAUCCCUUCUGAUCCUAGUACAUGGCAACAGAUGCGUGAAAACUAUGAAGCAAUUGUCCUUGAAGACCACGCCUUCUCUGAGCAACACGAAAUAGAAUAUGCUUUGUGGCAACUGCAUUAUAGGAGAAUUGAGGAGCUUAGGGCUCUCUUCAAUGCCUCUUUGGCUUCAGCAAAAUCAGCUGCAGCCCAGAAUGGGAAAGGUCCAGUUCGUUCUGGACCUGAUCGAAUCGCAAAGAUCCGUUCGCAGCUGAAGACUUUUCUUUCUGAGUCAACUGGAUUUUAUCACGAUUUAAUGUUGAAGAUAAAAGCUAAGUAUGGUUUGCCAUUAGGGUAUUCUUCUGAUGAUGCAGAUAAUCAGAUAACCAUGUCAAAAGAUGGAAGUAAACUCUCUGAGGUGAAAAAAUGCUUGAUAUCCUGUCACCGUUGUUUGAUUUAUUUGGGGGAUCUUGCUCGUUAUAAAGGCUUGUAUGGGGAAGGAGACUCAAAAGCUCGGGAUUUUGCGGCUGCAUCUAGUUACUAUAUGCAAGCUUCUUCAUUCUGUUCCUCAAACGGCAAUCCACACCAUCAGCUUGCUAUACUGGCUGGAUAUUCGAGUGAUGAACUGGUGUCUAUAUAUCGCUAUUUUCGAAGUCUAGCAAUUGAUAACCCUUUCGUUACUGCAAGAGACAAUUUGGUCCUUGCAUUUGAGAAGAAUCGUGAGAAGUAUAUCGAACUAGUUGGUGAUGGUAGAUCUACCGUAGCGAAGACGAUAUCUCAAAAGGCGCCUGGGAAAGGCAGAGGCAAAGGUGGAGCAAGGACCCCUUCCAAAGAUGUUGGACUGGAAAAUGUUGCAGUUAAGGAGAGAACUUCAGAUCACUCUGAGCUCUUCAAAGCUUUCAUAACGCGAUUUGUUAGGCUGAAUGGCGUUCUCUUUACUCGCACAAGCCUGGAAACUCUCCCCGACGUGUUUUCAACGGUUAAAAAUGAUUUAUUAGGACUGCUUUCUUCUGGGCAAGACGAGGACUUGAACUUUGGUUCAGAUACUUCUGAGUGUAGACUUGCAAUUAUUAGGAUGAUUGCGAUUCUAAUAUUUACGGUGCAUGAUGCGAACGAGAAUGGAAACCAAUCAUAUGCUGAAAUUGUACAGCGUUCAGUGGUGCUUCAAAAUGCUCUUACUAGCACCUUUGAGUUUAUGGGCUGCAUCCUUGAACGGUGUAACCGGUUAAAAGAUCCCUCGUCGAGUUAUUUGUUGCCUGGGAUUAUGGUUUUUGUUGAGUGGUUGGCUUGUCGCCCUGAUGUUGCAGUUAACCGUGAACUGGAGGAGAAACAGCAAAAUGCAAGAUCUUUUUUCUGGAACAAAUGUAUCUUGUUACUUAAUAAGCUCUUAUCAAACAGAUAUAUUUUUGUUAAUCAGCGUGAAGAGGAGGCAUUUUCCUCUAAUACGAGCAAGUAUGACGAGAGUGAGACCGCUAACCGUCUUGCAUUAUCUGAGGACUUCGAAUUGAGAGGAUUUCUUCCUCUUCUUCCUGCCCAGCUUAUCCUUGACUUUUCACGGAAGCAUACUUUUGGUGGUGAUGGGAUUGGAGGCAACAAAGAGAAAAUUGCUCGCAUGCGGAGAAUUAUUGCAGCUGGAAAGGCUCUUGCCAAUGGCGUCCAACUAGGGCAGGAGGGAGUCUAUUUUGACUCGAAGUUGAAUAAAUUUGUCAUCGGCAUUGAGCCUCAAAUUUCUGAUGAUUAUCUGCUCACCCGUCCUUUGGAGCCCAACUCAAAUAGUAGCUCGGUGGGCAUUUCAGUUGGGGGUGGUCAUGCUAUAAAGCAAGAGGUGGGUGUGGGAGCUGAUGAAGAGGAUGAGGACGAGGUGAUUGUUUUUAGGCCGUCGAUGAACGAGAGGCAUGUGGAUGAAUUCUCUUCAAAUUUGACUUCCGCAGAGGUUCUUCCUACUGUUCGUGUGUCUGGCAAGAUUGACAAUGUGAAGGGAAAUGUGUCCUCUGUUGUGAAUGAUAGUUUACUCUUUCAGAGCAAAGUAAACGCUAGACCAUCGGCAACUGUUGCUAGUGCUACUUCUCAGUAUCUGCUUCCAGUCGAACCCAAUAUGUCAAAGUGGCCAGUAGAACAAGCUCCAAAUUUGAAUGGUUUGGCUCACUUGAAUUUGAUGGAAAACGGUUCUUCGCUGAAAUCUGAGCUGCAGGACCAGUUUGAAGUUUCUCAGCCUGCUGCUCUUUCUCUGCCAUACCCAAAGUUUGUCAACACUUUUUCUGGCUAUAAUAAUUUCUCCAAUCAUAUUUCAGAAGCUUCCGUGUCGUCAAAGUUUGACUCCAUUAUGUCCUCGAGAGCAUCUUCUGAUGGCCUGCAUGUGAACCCGUCUUCCAUCAUGCCACCAGGCUUCAAGAAGAAUCCAGUGAGCCGACCAGUCAGAUACCUGGGCCCACCACCUGGCUUUGGUUCUAUUCCUUUAAAGGGUGUGGACGAGUCAUCGAAGAUGGCCUUUACUCCAGUUCCACAAAUGGAUAACUACAGCUGGUUAGAUGGAUAUCAGUUGUCAUCUUUGAACCAAAGUGUUGGGUUCCGUGAUUCCAUUAAUCAAGUGGGGCCUACAUUUUAUGAUGUGAACAGUAGUAACGGGUCAGUGGGGAUAGCAAACUUCCCUUUCCCUGGGAAGCAAAUCUCAUCGUUGCAAGUCCAAGGUGAAAACCAGAAAGGAAAUCAACAACCUGUCGGGCUUCCACUGCAGUAUCAUGUACAGUCUCCUGGGGAAGGUCGUUUCUUUGUGUGAGAUGAUUGAUGGAUUCAUAGAUGGUCGUGACCGAUUCACCGGUGCAAAUUUCUAUGGCCGGGAGCUAUUAUUUCAUCCAUCAACUUUGCAGAAUGGGCAACUUAAUGAAGUUCUUUUUUGGACAUGGUGAGAGUGUAGCAGGCACAUGCUGUUCAACAGCUUGUGUCGAGCUUUCUGGAUCGAUUAAAAGGAGCUUAUUGUAUCAAUAGGUGAAUUACUUGAAUAUUUUGUCUGGUUGAAUCAGUUUGGUGAAGACUUCAUGGAUACUGGAUUUAUGGUGGCUGUUGUUUUUGGAUGUCUCGGUGGAAUUAAAAGAACCUCAAGAAAUUCCAGUGGCUGGUGGUGGUAUAUUUUAUCCGAUGACGAUAAGUUUGAAAGGUCAAUGUAUUUCGUUUCAGUUUGAAAACGUGAAAUGUGUUAUGGUGGUGGUUAUUUUAAUAAGUAGGCGUCUGUGAACGCUUUGUAUUUCGACUUUCAUGGUUUUGUUUUAGUUUUUCUUUUUCUCCAAAAUCGAGACGUUAAAUUCGGAGGUUGAAUGUUUGGGUCUGUAGUACGUUGGAUUUUGUUUGUUAUUUGGAUUUGCAAUUGUGAUGAUGCUUUGCUUA
Erythranthe guttata (spotted monkey flower) is the source of this 3804-nucleotide messenger RNA. RefSeq names its product nonsense-mediated mRNA decay factor SMG7. Gene Ontology annotation, molecular function: telomeric repeat DNA binding; protein binding; telomerase RNA binding. Gene Ontology annotation, biological process: nuclear-transcribed mRNA catabolic process, nonsense-mediated decay. The record is from RefSeq and is a predicted model, not a curated record. Gene Ontology annotation, cellular component: telomerase holoenzyme complex. NCBI's taxonomy places the organism in Eukaryota, Viridiplantae, Streptophyta, Magnoliopsida, Lamiales, Phrymaceae.